Molecule: messenger RNA, 728 nt
Organism: Drosophila gunungcola (fruit fly)
Lineage: Eukaryota; Metazoa; Arthropoda; Insecta; Diptera; Drosophilidae
Exons: 1
Coding region: 96-698 (200 amino acids)
Source: RefSeq, a predicted model, not a curated record
AGUAUUUAACGUUCGCAAAACUAAAACUUCUCUUGCCCUAAGCCACAUUCAAUAUAUUUCUUAAAAUAUACAGUAAAAAUUGAAUAUUUAAAAAGAUGAACAGCGAUGAUUCAGUCGACUUCACAGAGUUGAUUAGUUGCAAGAGCAGGUGCGAGGAACUAGCUCUGCCCAAUGUGCAACACAUCAAGGAUAUACGCGAGUUCAUGUCCGAUCCGGAAAACUUCAACGGCGACAUCGAUGACUUGACUGAACGACUGACAGCUAAAGCAGAGCAAUGUCAUAAUGUGCUUGAAAUCUUAAAGGGCAGGCUGCAAAUAAAAACGCUGGCCUUAAAAAAGAUUAAGGAGGAUAUUUUACAAUUAAGUUUGGAGGUCAAAAAGCCUAAGGCAGACAAUCGAUUUGCGAUGAAUGGCGAGAAAGUAAGAAUUCUUUUUCUAGACGAAACGGAGGCUCAUGAAUACGAGGCACUCGAAGCUCUGGAUCGUUACAGUAUCAAGAUGAGCUCCCUCUUUUCCGAGAUUCUAGCUUUGGACAGCGAUGUGGACUGCGUCACCUAUCUGGAGGGAGUUUCCCGUAUCAACAUAGACUAUGUCAAGGACUGGUAUAAAAGUGAGACUCAAGAUAAAAAUGAAAUGGGCGAUGGACCCACAACAAACAAGAAUAGUUUUGAAGCUCUUUUAGCAAAAUUUCUUUUUUAGUUUAUUUUAUCAAUUCAUUGUUUUAAGCCA